Messenger RNA from Gossypium arboreum, 1170 nucleotides. RefSeq lists its product as uncharacterized. NCBI's taxonomy places the organism in Eukaryota, Viridiplantae, Streptophyta, Magnoliopsida, Malvales, Malvaceae. Bases 1 to 1053 code for a protein of 350 amino acids. The record is from RefSeq and is a predicted model, not a curated record. Gene Ontology annotation, molecular function: nucleic acid binding. The transcript is spliced from 4 exons.
AUGAAUUAUGAAGAUUACUCUAAUGUUAUCAAGAACGGUCCCCGGUUUGUUGGAGGCCAAUUCCUGAUAGUGAAAACCGAACUUCCGUGCCUCGACGGCUACUUUAUCCUCAGUGGCGGUUUGGCUAAGCUUCUCCGACAGAUUAGUCGUAGCAUUUGUCCACUUCGUCGUAUUCGAUUGUCACAGAUAUGGAGAAGCCAUUGCCAAAGUCCAUUACUGUCGACUGUUUUCAUCAGUCCAUUUGCUACGAGGGCAUCAGCCAACUUUGUUCCCAUUUUGGGCGUCUUGAUCAUUCAUCUUGGGCAUGUCCUACAAAUAUUGCUAAAAAUCUCCAUCGAUCAGCCAGCUCCUUCUCCCGGCUCUGGUUACUCCAUCGGCUUCUCCAGAGGAGUAUGGUUCAACGAAAGAAGCCGCCCAAAAAGCAAACAUCCCCACCAGCGGCUGCCGCCUCUGCUAAAGCUUCUUCUUCCACUAAAGGUGUCAGGAUACCACAUAGGGAAAAUACAUCUUGUUGCUAAAUGCUUUUAUUCUAGACCAAAGAUUCCAUGGUAUCUCCUUUUCAUUUAUCUUCUCAGGAAUAUCGGGCUAGCUAGAAAUCCAGUAGUUUUUGGAAAACCUUCCAUUUUACAUUCUGUUCUCAAUCGCUCCUUUGUGAGCGCUGCAACCUCGACAAACAUUCGCAUUCAUUCUCUUCCAAACUUCACCGCUGUUAGAUGGCAGCCCCCUGAUCGAGGUUUGAUUAAAUUAAAUUGUGACAGCUCAUCCAUAGGAAACCCCGGGUUCGCUGGUGCGGGAACUCUCCUUAGAGAUCAUGAUGGCCUUUGGGUCGCUGGUUGUUAUCGUUUUCUGGAUUUUACAUCAAACAUGACAGCAGAGCUUUGGGCUCUUCGCGACGGACUAUAUCCGCGACCUUCCGCCGUAGUCGGUUGGUCCAUGUUUUCAGAGAGAGCAAUCGUUGUGCAGACGCGUUGGCACGCAAAGGCAGCAACCCAACUUUUCUCUAAAAUUUGUUCUCUCGGGACUAAUCGCUUGCCUUUGUUAUAUUUACUUUGAACUUCCUAGUUUUAUGCUUAGUUUUAUUAAUGCCGAUAAGGCAGGACUUGCUAUGUACCGAACUUGUUUCUAAAUUUCUUUUAUGAAUGAAUGUUCCUUUAUUUACCAAAUGAAAAA